Scomber scombrus (Atlantic mackerel) is the source of this 1981-nucleotide messenger RNA. It is a transcript of the gene ftcdnl1, whose product is annotated as formiminotransferase cyclodeaminase N-terminal like 1. NCBI's taxonomy places the organism in Eukaryota, Metazoa, Chordata, Actinopteri, Scombriformes, Scombridae. The record is from RefSeq and is a predicted model, not a curated record. The transcript has 6 exons. Gene Ontology annotation, molecular function: folic acid binding; transferase activity. Bases 420 to 1412 code for a protein of 330 amino acids.
AAGUUCCAGCUCUUUAGCCACAUAAUGCUAAAAUCUAGUUUCAUGCAUUUUGGUGCAUGUUUUAACAGCAGUUAAUGAUAAUGUCAGUGACUCUUAGAAAUCACUAACACCAGAUAAUACACUGCACAUGUUAAUGCUGAAAGUUCAUUCAAUAUAACGCAAGUAUGCUGCACUUAAUGGACUGAUACUGCAGCUGUACUACUUUUAACUUGCAUGCCACACAGAUAAUUGCUGUUAGUUAACUGCAGGUUGGACUUUGACACUGAUCUGUAACUGUGCAGAGAAGCAGAACUGAUAUGGAGCAACACUCAACCCUGCUGUAAGACUUCACAUAGGCCUACAUGCUGCAUAAACUAUAAACUGUCAGAUUCAGAGUAGACGUGCAGUGAAGAGACUCAUCCACUAAAAGAAACAGAAACAUGGCCUCCACCUCUCUGGGAAGACGACUGGUGGCCUGUCUGCUCAACGUUUCCGAGGCUCGCAGGAAAGAUCUGGUGGAGACUGUCGCCAAAGCUGCUUUAUAUGACUCUGCAGGUGUCCGACGAGAGGAAACCACGGUGCUCAACAUCUUCAACGACCACGACUACAACCGCUCUGUCAUCACCAUCGUGUCCCCCAUCGACUCCAUCAGGGAGGCGGUGCUGUCUGCAUGCGAGAAGGCCUGCGGGCUGUUCGACAUGCGCACUCACACCGGGGUUCACCCGUGUAUGGGUGCUGUCGACCUCGUACCCAUCUACCCCCUGGGGGAGGAGGUGGGAGUGGAGGACUGUGCUGAAGAGGCUCGGGCUGUGGCUCAGGGACUUACAGAACGGGUCCGAGGCACCAGUGUCUUCCUGUUCGGAUGGGCAGACUCGCCCCGUCAGAGGGGGCUGGCGCAGAGGAGGAAGGAGAUGGGCUGGUUCAAGAAGACAGCGGACAUGCAGGAGAUCAGGCCCGACGUGGGGCCUCUGCCGCAGAAACGAUUCGGCCUCACAGGUGUCGGGGCCAGUCCGUACGUCAUGAACUGCAACGUCACCAUCGACACUCAGGAUAUCGCCAUGGGACGCAGCAUCGCCGCAGCCAUCAGGGAGUCGACCCCUGGGGGCCUGCCGGGGGUGCAGGUGCUGGCUCUGCCACACGACGGCGCCGUGGAAAUCGCCUGUAAUGUGGAAAGCGUGCAGGGGACUCCACCUAGUCAGAUGACUGCAGGUCAACCGUGGCCGGCUUUUACUAUCGGAGGUCAGCCGUACUAUCACGCUCCAGCUUCUCUCAUCACGGCGAGGGUGUCGGAGCUCGCAGGGAGGCACGGCGUUAGCACGAAGAGCACCGCGCUGGUUGGGUUCACCCCCCAUCAGUGCAGGGGUCUGGCAGAGUUGGCGCUCUCUCAGGGGAUCGCUGAGUACUGGAAAGAGCAGCACAAGAUUCAUAUGUGAACACUGAACCAAAAACCAGCCAUAAUCCAAAUUACUUAUACCUACACGGUUAUUAGUGAUGUCACAUUAAUUAUUACGAGGAUUGACCGUGCCUGAUCUCCUGACCAUUGCAAAGCCUGUCAUCUGCGCAGUUUACAGUAACAAAGGCAGAUUUACUUUAAAUGUAUAUUAAUUUCACAAAGAAGUGUGAAAAAGCAGGUUUCUUGUAUUUAGCUCAUAACCUUUAAAGUACCUACUGUCACUAGCAGACUUUAUCAGUCAUAUAGUCCGUUAACUAACACUAACUCUGUGAGUUGGUUGAUAACUAAGUAAUUUUAAAAUGAAAAACACAGGAUUCAUAUGUGAACACUGAUCCAAAACCAGUGAUGCCACAAACGAAAGUACAUCAAUUAAUUGUGAUGUCAAUUUAAUUAUCAUAAAAACUGAUUGUGCCAAAGCUCAACCACCGUAGUUACCGUUGCUAAGCCAGGUUUUCCAUUCUAGUGUUGCAUUGGUGCAGUUUCCAGUGACAAUGGCAGAUUUACUACUCGAAAUGUAUUGUAAUGUAACAUUAAAGUGUGAAAAAAUGA